Populus euphratica (Euphrates poplar) is the source of this 2043-nucleotide messenger RNA. RefSeq lists its product as uncharacterized. The transcript is spliced from 9 exons. The coding region runs from base 160 to 1860 and encodes 566 amino acids. The record is from RefSeq and is a predicted model, not a curated record. Lineage: Eukaryota; Viridiplantae; Streptophyta; Magnoliopsida; Malpighiales; Salicaceae.
GGUCUGGUUUUAAAGGUUGUGCCUUUUUCUCGUUUAACUACUAUAAUUGGCUUGUACUGAGAAUAUUUUUUUCCUGGGCUUAUAACAAACUUUGCAAUUCCUUUUUGGGUUACAACCAUUUCCUAUCGGUUUGGUUUCCUGUUUCCAUGGUAUUCGGGUAUGGGAAAGUCAAACAAUCUCCGUGGUUGGUUAAGGUUUCUCUAUGUGAUUUUUGCCUUCUGCUCAGCUUUCUUCCUGGGAGCUCUUAAAGGGCUGUUGGUGGGGCCUAUUGCUGCUUCUGUACUAAUAUUAGGGAAUGUUGCAGUAAUUCUGGGAAUGUUUCCUCCACAUAUUUCCUGGACAUUCUACACCCUUGUGAAGACAGAUAGGUUUGACAUACCUCUUAAAGUGGCCCUCUUGCUUGCUUUGCCUGCUUUAUUUGUUAUAUGGUUGGGUUUAAGCAUAGCUGGGACAGUUCUUGUGGGACUGGGGUAUGGGUUCUUUGCUCCCUGGAUUGCGAGUUUUGAGGCCUUUAGGCAUGAUGAUGAUGAUGAGUUCAAGACAUUAUACCAUUGUGUUGUGGAUGGAACUUGGGGAAUUAUUAAAGGCAGCUGUACUGUAGUUACCGAUUUUGCAGAUAUUUGCUGCCAUUCUUACCCCCUCUAUUUGAAGGAGUUGCGAGAAUCCUCUGCUUCAAAUGAAAUUCGAACUCUUAGGUUAAUUCAUGUGCCUGGAUGUAUCAUUGCUGGGCUGGUGGGGCUAAUAGUGGAUGUUCCUAUCUUUGCUGCAAUUGCUAUAAUUAAGAGUCCAUACAUGCUGUUCAAGGGCUGGUAUCGACUGCUGCAUGAUCUAAUUAGCCGAGAGGGCCCAUUUCUCGAAACAGCUUGCAUUCCUAUUGCGGGCUUGACAAUCCUUUUGUGGCCACUAGUUGUUGUUGGGAGCAUCUUAGUGACCAUUUUCUCAAGCAUUUUCAUUGGAUUGUAUGCAUCUGUUAUAUUAUAUCAGGAAAGAUCUUUCUGGCGAGCUGUGGCUUAUGUGAUUGCAAUGGUUGCAGAGUUCGACGAGUAUACAAAUGACAGACUUUAUCUCAGAGAGGGAACUUUCCUUCCAAAGCCCAAAUAUCAAAAGAAAGGGACCUCUCACUCAUCUGAGCUUUCUGUCGGAGGAAGCCUUGCCAAAUUUAGUUCUGUUCAUGUAGAGGCUCCUGCGAUGCUUGUGCCAAGCUUUGCACAUUCAAAAUCAGUUAGGGAGACAGUACAAGAAGUGAAAAUGGUUCAGGUAUGGGAAGUAAUGAUGAGAUCAUGCGAAAUGAGGGGCAGGGAUCUUUUGGAUUCUGGUGCAAUAACACCGGCUGACCUCAGUAACUAUUUGAAGGCCAGGGGCGGCAAUGAAGCAUCCAUUAUAAGUGUUGGCUUGCCUUGUUAUUCAUUUUUGCAAUCCCUCCUGAAUUCCAUUAAAGCUGGUUCAGAUGGUUUUCUGCUUUCUGAUGGUACUGAAAUAACAAAUCAUAAUAGACCAAAUGACAAAUUGUUCGACUGGUUCUUUCAGCCGCUGAUGGUCCUAAAAGAGCAAAUAAGGGUCAUUAAAUUGGAAGAAGGUGAAGAAAGGUUCUUGCAGAGAGUAGUUCUUUAUGGAAAUGAUACACAACGCAUGGAAACUUGGGAUAAUGGCAGUUUGGUGCCUCAAGAGGCUCUGCGAGCUGCUCAAAUACAGGGCAUCACCAGAAGGAUGAUAGGAAUGAUUAGAGGUAUAUCGAAAUUUCCCACUUACAGACGGAGAUUUCGCCAGGUUGUGAAGGCUUUGAUAGCAUAUUAUACGGAGAAGGAGGGUGUUAUGAGAUCCAGUUCCGUGCGAUCAGUAGCUAGCAUUGAAAAUGUAUAGGCCAAAGCUCGACUCUGUCCCUUCUUGGGUUGAACAAAAACCCAUUGUUUUGUGAAUUGCAAUGGGUUUUUUAAUAGGUACUCUUUACAUCGCUGUAUAAUAUUCUCAAAACAUCACUCUUGAUGGAUUUUGAAAGCCUCCAUUAAAUUUGAAGCCAAGGGCCCUCGUUGCCAUCCGCUCCAC